Molecule: messenger RNA, 6118 nt
Organism: Danio rerio (zebrafish)
Lineage: Eukaryota; Metazoa; Chordata; Actinopteri; Cypriniformes; Danionidae
Source: RefSeq, a predicted model, not a curated record
UUCUACUUUCUCAAGACCACAACGAGCUGCUUUGUGUCUCGAUGUGCCGAUGUGUUUUUUUUAAAGCGGAUAUUGAUUAAUUUCACACAAUGUACAGAAAACUGCUAUUUAUGAUGGUAUUGUGCAAUGCAACCGGGUUUAACGUUCAGAUAUCUCCACUGAAACAUUUUACCAAUGAGGAUCCACUCUUUGGCCAAACCAUCAUUCAGUCAAAAGAUGGGAUUUUUGUUCCCUCCCCGAUAUAUGGAGGCCUUUUUGAGUGUACUCUAGACAAUGAAUGCUCCAAAGUAAACAUUAGCGAUGAGAACCCAAAAGGCAUGAGACAAGUAGCAUCAGUGGCUAGCCUGACAUCACAAGACCAACAUGUUGUGAUGUGUAAUCAAGUUAGAACAAAGAUCAGAGGAACUGAGUAUUUGAAUGGAAAUUGCACACUUAUGAGUCCUUCUGGAAAAGUCAAGCUAUCUCCUGCUGAAUUAGACAACAACAUGGACAACAACAACAACAACAACAACAACAACAAAUACAGAGGUGGAAGGAUCGAUCAAGUUAAAUGGAGGAAGAGAAGAGAAGCGCAACCGAAUCUUGGCGCAUUAGAGGAGGAGGAGGAAGAGGAAGAAGAUCCUGGGACAGAGAUUGCUUUCGUUCUAGAUGGUUCUGGCAGCAUUCAGUAUGAUGACUUUGAGAAAGCGAAAGACUUCAUCCACACCACCAUGUCCAAUGUUUGGAAAACAUGUUUUGAUUGUAAUUUUGCAAUAGUGCAAUAUGGUAGCUCGAUCAGGACUGAACUCUCGCUUCUAGACAAUGAGGAUGGUGCCAGAUCCCUGCAAAAGGUCAAACAAAUAAAGCAAAUUUACAAUCUCACAAAGACGGCCUCUGCCAUCAAUCACGUCCUCACAGAUAUCUUCAUCCCUGAGAAUGGAUCAAAAAAUAACUCUGAAAAAAUAAUAAUCGUCUUGUCUGAUGGAAAGAUUCUGGGAGACCCUAUGACUCUUGAUGAAGUUUUGAACAAGACCCAAAUGAAAGGUGUCACUCGCUACUCCAUAGGGGUUGGCGAUGGCAUCCUGAAAAACAAGGAUGCAAUCAAAGAGAUGACGCAAAUAGCAGAUCCUGGAAAGUAUUAUAGUGUUUCCAGUUAUGGCGCAUUAAAUGAUAUUCUGUCCUCACUGGAAAGAGGGAUAAUUGGAACUGAAGGCACUCAGCAUGGAUUUAAAUUACAGCUCGCUGAAGCUGGAUUCAGCUCCCAUCUCUUAUACAACGAGCAGAAGGUUGAAGCACUAUUUGGAGCUGUUGGAGCUUAUGACUGGAGUGGUGGGGUCUUUUUGAAAUCCGGCAACACGGUUAAAUUCUUGAAUGAUUCUCACAAUGAAACCAAAUUUGGAUAUUUAGGUUACAGUGUCACUUCAGCUCAUUUGCCCUCUAAGACUCUCUACAUUUCUGGUGCACCACGGUAUAAUUUGACUGGUGCAGUAUUCAUAUUUGAUGGCUUAGAAAAGUAUGUGCUUCACGGAGAUCAGGUUGGAUCUUACUUUGGAUCGGUUCUUUGUGCCUUGGAUAUUAAUAAGGAUGAACACACAGAUCAUCUAUUAGUUGGAGCUCCACAUUUCCAUCUGAAUGGGGAAGAAGGCAAAGUGCUAGUGUACAAACUGAAUCAAGAGGACAGGUUUGAACGUGCGCCCGUGGAGCUGCGGGGUGAUGCAGGACAGACCUUUGCCAGGUUUGGUGCAGCCAUUGGCUCUAUUGGAGACAUUGAUAACAACAAGUUUAAUGAUGUAGCAGUAGGUGCUCCUCUGGAAACAGGCUCAGCUGGAAGCGUUUACAUCUACAGUGGUUUCGAAGAAGGUCUUCGCUUUUCACAAAAAAUCUCACCAUCAGAUUUUGGAAUGAAACUUGUGUACUUUGGUCAGUCAGUAAGUGUGGGACCUGCACCGGCAUCAGAUAUUCCCUGCAUCGCUGUUGGAAGUCUAGGGAGAGUGUCUGUUUUUGAAACUAUCCCAGUCUUGAUUAUCGAACCAACUAUCAAAAUUGAUACAGAAGUCAUUGCUCUCACUCACCAGAUGAAUAAAAUAUCCAGCGAGUUAAGCAUGAAGAUUACUGUUUGCUUUAACAUAAAAAAAGGAAAGCUUAAGGCUGAAAAAUCUGAAACACAGGCUGUUGACUAUGAAAUUGACUUGGAUUCUGGUGCAAGCAAAAAGCGCCUCACUUGCGGCGCAGACAGCCUAAUAAAAGACACUUUUACUCUGACACCAGAUGAAGAGUGCACUAAUAAGAAGCUAACAUAUUUGGGCUGCUUUGAUUGUUUUUCACCUAUUAAAAUCAAGCUGAGUUUUUCAUUGGCAUCCAACAAAAAUGAAGCACCUAUUCGCAUUCUUGAUGCAUUUACUCCAACAGAGGUUGUAAAAGAGAUUCCAUUUGAAAAGGACUGCCAGGCUGCAGAUUGUAAACCUAGCAUUACAUUAUCUGAUUCAAAAAUAAGUGAAACCACUAUCACAAUGGGAGAAACGCAAAACCUGAAUAUCAAUUUCAAUUUCACCAACACUGGAGACCCUUCCUACAAGACCACCCUGACGUUGACGUACCCCAGCAUACUCAGUGAGAGGAAAAUUGAAGGAGCCGCCUGUCCUGUGAAGAAUGACAAUCAGAUUCAGUGUCAUCUUCAACACCCGGUUUUCACAAGAUCUGCACAGACCAAUCUCUUCAUCUCCUGGCAACUUAAUGACAAAUCUGAUCUCAAGAAGUCUGAGAUUAUAGCAAAUCUUACCAGUCAGAAUAAUGGCAUUCAGCUUCUGGACUCUAGAAUAUAUACGUUUAAUGUGAUGUAUUUCCUACCAAUUCUUAUACGUGGCUCAGCCGAACCUAACAUACUCCGUAUUGAAGAAGGGGGAAAAGGAAAAACUCAGCCAAUCAAGUUUAAAAUUCAAUUUCAAGGUGAAAAUAAGUAUGGCGCUACAAUUGAUGUAAUUAUAACUAUCAAAAUGGAUACCUCUAAAACUGAUCUACACAUCACCAAAAUCCAACCAGAGGUGUGUGUUCUUGAAGCUAACAAGGUGAAGGAGGCAUCCUAUAUCUACAAAUGUACCCUGAAAGAGCUGCAAAUAAUCACCAUUGAAGCCAAUGUUUUCAUACAUGAUGUUCAGGACACAUCAGAAAAGAUCAUUGUUGAAGGUCAAUACAGCUAUGAUGAGACCCUCUAUUCUGCAAAGGAUACUAUAAAAAGCUUUACUUUGGAGGUGCCGGUUACCAAGAUGCAAGUGAUGACAUCGAAAGGCCCCAUCAUUGGAGGAUCCAUAGGUGGAUUUCUGUUCCUUUUGAUCUUCAUCAUCAUCCUCAUCAAGUGUGGAUUUUUUCGCCGCCGCCAUAAAGUGGAUCAAACACAGAAUCAAGACUGAAGAUCUUCAAAGAGAAACCAUGUGCACUGAUUUAUCUUGCUUAAGUUUGUGUCAUUAUUGUUUUUGAGUUAAAGUUAAAUCUGGUACAUAUUGUUGUUGUUUUUUUAGUGUUGCAUUAAGAAAGGUUUUUAUUGAGUAAUUGUGUUUAAUAUUGCAUGUCCAGACAAAUUUUUAAGAAAAUGACUGUAUUUAAGUCAAUUUAAAUCCUUAAUAUCCCUUGAUGAGGGGAUAUUCCUGGAUGUGCAUGCAGAAAUUAAGCUCAGAUUUAUUGAUGCUCCAAAAUUCACAAACUAAAGUCAAAGAAAUUUUAAGUGAAUCAUCAGCAUCAACAUAUUGGUUGCAGGAAAAAAGUUUUGGUGGUCAGUUUUUCCUGAUUUCCCAACACCCGGUCAGUGUGGUAUUUGACUGACUGGUUGACAGACAUUUCAAGCUGAAAUGUGUUUAAACGUCUUCUUACAACCAAUACAUACCAUGCAACCAACCUGUUCAUGCUGAAAGACCAGAAAAGAAACCAUACUCUAUUAAAACUACAAAUAAAGUGAUUAAACUGGUCAACCACCUCCUCUCGAUGUUUAGACAUUAACUGUCACACAUAUCUGGUCAUGUGAAAUGAACUUAUUUAGAGUUCUCACGUGUCUAGCUAUGUUUAGAAUUGCAUCUGACCAACGGGUUAGAAAGGAAUAGUUAAGUUUGACGUUAGUUUACUCAUCAUCAGACCAUCUAAGAUGAAGGUGACGUUGUGUGUUCUGCAGACGUUGUGAUUAGUUGGUAAUUUGUAAAAUGUAAGCCGAUGGCUACUGGCACUUUGAGAGUCAAAACAACAUAUACAGUUAACACAAAAUUAAUACUUGCAGCUCAUGACGAUGCAUUUAUGUCUUCUGAAGCUAAAAGUUUUGCUUUAUUAAAUCAUUAUUAGCUUUAUCCCACAUCUUUAACAAACAAUUAUCGUGAAAACAGAUCUGUUUGUAAGUAAAAUAUGCAGAAAGAAAAAAAACACUAAUAUUUAUAUUAUGUGUAAUUAUGUAACAGGCGGCAUGAUGGCUCAGUGGUGAUGGUUCAAGCCCCAGCUGGGUCAGUUGGCAUUUCUGUGUGGAGUUUAUAUUUUCUUCCCAUGUUCACGUGGGUUUCCUCUGGGUGCUCUGGUUUCUCCCACAGUCUAAAGACAUGCGGUAUUUGUGAAUUGAUAAACUAAGUUGGCCUUAGUGUAUGAGUGUGAAUGAGUGUGUUUCCUAAUACUGGGUUGCAGCUGCAAGGCAUUCUGCAUUAAACACAUACAGUAUGCUAGUUGGUGGUUCAUUCCGCUGUGGUGACCUCUGAAAUAGGGACUAAGCUGAAGGAAAAUGAAUGAAUGAAUGAAUAAUUAUGUAACAGCACUAAGAUAUUUGAGACCUUGCCUGAUUGUGUUUCAGUCAAUGAGCUGAUGCUAUUUGUUUACAAUGGACAGAAAGGUAAUAUAUUGUUUUUCAAAAUUGUAGGCCUACUUGUAGAUUUUAUGAGUGUGUACAAUCUCAGUUGACUGCUAAUAGAUCUGACUGGCAUGAUCAAUGUCUUUAUGAGACAAAAAGCUUGCAAUAUCCUGAUUCGGGCCUGUAGCCAUACCCACCCCUCACUGACAAAGGUCCAGAAUUUGUCCCAUACAUGAGCUAAUUCGUCCUAUUUUGACUGUAUAUGCCAUCAUAAAUAGUGAAAAUAACCCAUUGAAAAAGAUUUUAAGACCAAGCGGAAUCCGCUGUUGGCUGUCGCUUUGGGCUGACUUCAGAUAAUUAGUUUUGGCUAAUGCACACAAGUUCAGAGGUCAGCAUCCAGCUGUGCAAGAAAACAUACAAUCUGACAUAAGUGAAGUCAUCUUUCGCUACUGUUUUGUUUUAAAUAGAGAAGAUACUUUACAAGUAACUUUUAUUCUAAAUCAAAACCUUAUUUUUGAAUCAAACAAUGACCAAUAAAAAGGCGUGAAGCAACAAAAGCGACCAAUAUUAAAAUGAAUGUGAAAUAUUUAGCAAAUUGUUGUUAUCUAUGAAUUUCCAAAUGUACUUUUUUUGGUAAUGUUACCCAUUCAACAAUCUAUUUUAGCUUAAAUAGUGCUUAAAAUGUUACUAAAUUGCAAUAUUUAAAUCUCUUAAUUAAAUAGUAGCCUAAAUGAUGCCUAUAACCGCAAAAAGAUGCACUUUUGAAGAAAAAACCCACCUGUUUUUACCAGUCUGGCUUUUAAAGUUAUCGUUCAAAAUGAUUUCAUUCAAAAUUAUAAUGUUGUAAGUAAAUAAUGUUCAGGGAUGGCAAUAUUUCAAAUCAUAAAACUUUGUUAGUUUAUUUGUUUGCUUUUUGACUCUCAAAAUGUCAGUGUCCAAAGGUUACAGGUCACUGUAAAUGUCAUCUUUUACAUAGGCUACUCCUUAAGAAAAAAAGUUACGUGCUUUAUGAAUGAUCUGAGGGUGAGUAAUUAAAUUUAACAUGAAACCAAUGGUUACACGAGUAACUAAUCAAGAAGAACCAUUUUGGACAAUUCCUAUUGAAUGAGGCUAUGGACGUUUAUUUAAAGUACUGGUGUUUGUAUUAUGAUCUCAUUUUUGAUGUCACAGUGUUUUUAUGUCUAAGUUAUAAAAACUAUUUGUCUUGAAAUUAAAACAAACUGAACUGAAGAGAUGGGUGUAAAUAUGUUGGCUUUUGUGGUGAAUCAAUGCCUUUAUUCUGGCUGAAUUAUGAAAUGCUACUAAUAAAAUGUAAUUAAUAAUUGU